Molecule: messenger RNA, 1419 nt
Organism: Dovyalis caffra
Lineage: Eukaryota; Viridiplantae; Streptophyta; Magnoliopsida; Malpighiales; Salicaceae
Source: the annotation of a GenBank genome assembly
AUGGAUGAGAAGCUGAUAGCGAGGCUAGAAUCAGCGGUGGCGCGAUUGGAAGCGCUGUCGUUGAGGGGUGGGGGUGUGGCUGAGAGUGGCGGAGAUGACGCCGCGGCAACGGAUCCGUCGAUUGUGGCGUUUGAUGAUUUCAUUGGGACAUGCUUUGGUAGGGUUUCGACUGCUGCGGAGAAGAUUGGAGGACAAGUUUUAGAAGUCACGAAGGUUAUAGAACAAGCUCUUAAUGUACAAAAGGAACUUCUCAUUAAAAUCAAGCAAACUCAGAAACCUGAUCUUGCUGGAUUGGCUGAAAUUCUCAAGCCAUUGAAUGAAGUGAUCUUGAAAGCAAAUGCAAUGACAGAGGGAAGGAGAUCUGAUUUCUUUAAUCACUUGAAGGCAGCUGCUGACAGUCUCACAGCUUUAGCUUGGAUUGCUUACACUGGAAAAGAUUGCGGUAUGAGCAUGCCUAUUGCUCAUGUGGAAGAAAGCUGGCAAAUGGCUGAAUUUUACAGUAACAAGAUUCUUGUACAGUACAAAAGCAAAGACCCAGACCAUGUUGAAUGGGCCAAGGCUUUGAAGGAGCUAUAUUUACCAGGUUUGAGGGAUUAUGUUAAGAGUCAUUAUCCCCUGGGCCCAGUGUGGAGUACUGCUGCCAAAGCUACAACCUCUGCUCCAUCAAAAGCUCCUGCACUAAGCACUCCUGCUCCUCCACCUCCUCCACCAGCUUCUCUCUUCAGUACUGAAUCUUCUCAGCCUUCAUCAUCAAAGCCAAAAGAAGGGAUGGCUGCUGUUUUCCAAGAAAUUAGUUCUGGGAAGUCUGUGACUUCAGGUCUUAGAAAGGUCACAAAUGAUAUGAAGACAAAGAAUCGUGCUGAGAGAACUGGUGUUGUUGGUGCUAGUGAAAAAGAAGGCCGCACUAGUGCACCUUCUUUCUCCAAGACAGGGCCUCCAAAACUAGAGCUUCAAAUGGGUCGUAAGUGGGUUGUUGAGAAUCAAAUUGGAAAAAAGAAUUUAGUAAUUGAUGACUGUGAUGCAAAACAGUCUGUAUAUAUUUUUGGAUGCAAAGAUUCAGUUCUGCAGAUUCAAGGCAAAGUUAACAAUAUAACGAUUGACAAAUGCACUAAGAUGGGGGUUGUAUUCAUGGAUGUGGUGGCUGCUUGUGAGAUUGUGAAUUGCAAUGGUGUUGAGGUGCAAUGCCAGGGUUCUGCUCCCACAAUUUCAGUAGACAACACGGGAGGCUGCCAAUUAUAUUUAAGCAAAGAUUCUUUGGGGACUUCUAUUACUACUGCUAAAUCGAGCGAGAUCAAUGUACUGGUACCUGGUCCGGAGCCGGAUGGUGAUUUGGUGGAGCAUGCUUUGCCACAGCAGUUCAUUCAUGCAUUCAAGGAUGGCCAGUUUGAAACUACACCUGUCUCCCACUCUGGAGGGUAA